GGUUGGGUACAGAGAGAGAGUGAGAGAGAGAGAGACUUGAGCAACAAAUUUCUAUUCAAGAAUGGGAGAUCUGUCGGACUUGUUCAGGUCUCCAUCGAAAACAGCGUGGCACCUGUUGUGCACUCUGUAUGUCUCUUUUCCCACGAGUCCGGCGUUUGGCCUUGCCCCGAGGCCGGGCACACGCUUGACAGUUGUCCAAAUGUCCAGGCGCCUCCUAGCCUAAAUGUAGAGACUUCCAGUGGCCGGCUGCGGGAGAAAUUGUCGGCUACGAAUCUGUCCAAAACUCCCAAGAAAGCAAUCUUUCUGUGCAGUGGACAUUGCUCGAUCAUUUUCGGUAAAGCCGAGGUUUGACCGAAGGUCGACCAAACGCUGUGCAUCCAUCUCUCUAUCCAUCUUGAAAAGAAGAAGAAGAAGAAGCUGGAACACUUCAGCGUACAGCCUUGAGGAGAGGCGUUCACGAUAGGGAAAAAGUUCGUUCGGAGAAAUCUCUUUGGUCACUGGACCAUCGGCGAUAUUGCUAAUGCCCCAGCUGCAGAUUCGUCACUGCCAGUGAUUAGCGGAUGCCUUUAACCACCGAUAGGCCAAUAGCCUUCCGGCUGUUAUCGACAACGCUCACUCGAAGCUCGCCUCAUCAGGAAGAACGGGGAAAAAAAUUAUUUUGUCUCAUGUACUCCGGAUCAGCCAUUCGCCAUCCGACUCUGCCCUCGCAGCCAUGCCUCCUUUCGCGACUACUGGUUACCAUGGAUGACAUAUGUCAAGAGGUUGCAAAUCUCUAUGAUGGACCCCUCCUUGCAGAUGUGAUGCGAACGAGGUGGAGUCCCUGGCUAGACAGACAAUCCCAUUGCGGAGCCGACUCCGAAAUCGGGGACGUUCGCUGAAGCUGUUUGACGAUUUUGAAACUCUGGACUUCAUGAAUACACAGUUUGCACCUCUGUGCACUAGAAACACCACAGACCGACAGGCGAUCCAAGCAGGCAAUCACGUCCGCUCGCGAGGCCAGCAAGCUGGGAAGCCGAGUAGCCGGGCAGUUGUCUCACCACAAUGAGUUUCUCGAGACCCCAUGUCAGCGAGAGCUUCGACACGUUCCAGAGCAUAAUGCUGUGGGUUCAGAUCGCGUACACAUUGUGGCAGUUCAUUCGCACCACCAGGAUCUGGAGAUUUACGCAGUACUGGAUAUCGAGGCUGGUGAAGCGGCUCGCGAAUCAAAUUCGGGAGAGGGAAAGGAGAGCCUUCUGGUAUGCAUUCAUGGCAACCAUUUCAUCGCGGUUCGAGUGUCGGAAUUUCGUGACGGCCAAGGCGUCUUCGAAGGAAGUGAGGACAGUGUUGGUUGCAACUCACAUCAGACUGGAGAAGGGCAGGAUUGCUCGUCUCAGGCCUGUCGAGUGCAGCAUCGAAGUGCCGAGGAUGAGGGGAGCCGGCGCGGGCACGGCGCAGAGAAUUGCUUUCGAGCUCGAUGGCAUCAGUUACUCCGCAUUGGCGCAGCCUGCUCUGACCGAUGCACGAGUUUCUUCGGUCCUCUUUCGGGCACCCGAAGAGGUGAAGGUGACGAACUGGUCGCUCGAAGACAUGGCCUAUUUUCUGCAGGUGUGCGAACUUUGUGACAAGCUCAAAUGCCCCCCGAUCCAGGCCCUGGAAGAACCCGAGGCUCUGUGCUCCAGCUUCGCGGAAAUCGUUCACGGCGUCCUGAGCCGGAAUUUCGUCCUGUGUGAGUUCGAGAGUCCGCAGAAGUUGUUCCUCACGUGAUCGAGAAUCUUUCGAGAAUCUUUUGCGGCUCUUAUUCAUGCCGUCGUCGUGUCUUCGAUCUCACACUGCGCGCCUAGUUUCGACAGAACUCUUGGGUGGAGGGGGCUGAGCUGGCAGCGCCAAGUGGGACAAGUUUCUCGAGGUCGGGUCGUUGAUGAGCGAUGACAGUCCCGAAAGGCGCUCUACGUGGCCCGCAAUUUUCGUAAAGAAUAGCCUAGUCAUCGAAAUCUCGAGGCGCCCGGCGGUCGGAGGACCCAGCGUGUUAUCCGUCGUUGUGCACGAUGGGUCUCGCGAGCAGAAGAAGGUAGUGAGUGCCCAAAUUGCGAUUCAGUUUCGGUGUCACAGUCCCCACAAGCGACUCAGUCAGAGCUUGCGACUAAAUGACGUCGGCAGCCGAGGACGCGAUUAAGAUGCAUUCAACGUGAUGGCCGCAAUUAUGGAUCUUGGCUUAUCGAGACCGUCUGGCUAGAGCUGGCAUGACCGGACACAGGCAUGAAACGUUGACUUCGUUUGCCAUGGAUUUAUGAGUCUUGACCUUACGCGCAAGUGUGGACCCGUAGAGUCACGGUUUUCAAGAUAUUGUCUUACCGGCCGAUAUAGAAAAAUCUUGUCCGAGAGUAGAGUUUAAUGAUGAUUGUAAUGAGAUGCAAUUCUGUUGACUAGAUGACAAUCGGCAUUUGAUGGCUAGGAAUCUGAGAUUUCACUGUCCGGAUUGCUAAUGACUGGACUGACAACCAUUCCAGACUUGUACCGCUGUGCAAUAUUGAAGUAUGAAGCAAGAAAGAAAGGCAAAGUGUUGUUUCGUUAUUUCUGCCUCUUCACGCUGUGAAGCCUGAAAGGCAAGACGCUUAAACCUAAGGAGGAAAUAAUAUACAAAGAGCAGAGAAAACGUGAUGGAGAUACAUAAAAGUAUUUGUGUUACAUCUGAAUGUAUGAAUUUUCACAGACCAAUGGCGGAACUAUGCCAUUAAUGAAACUCCACAAAACCCAUGUGUACA
Messenger RNA from Marchantia polymorpha subsp. ruderalis, 2741 nucleotides. Lineage: Eukaryota; Viridiplantae; Streptophyta; Marchantiopsida; Marchantiales; Marchantiaceae. The record is from the annotation of a GenBank genome assembly.